AUGGACAGCACGGGACUGUCGAUUCCGGCGGUGGAGCCGUUUCGGCAGGGCGACGACUUCGGCCGAUGGUUGCGCGGUGUCGAGCGUUACCUGUGUGCGGUCGGGAUCCAGGAGGCCGACCGGAAGUGUGCGGUGCUGUUGCACCUAGUCGGGCCGGACGUUGCCGACCUCAGCGAGACGCUGCCGGAGGAGACGAGCGAGACGGCCGACAGCUUCGAGCGGCUCACGGGGAAGCUGACGGCCUACCUGUCUCCGGUCAGGAACGCGGUGGCAGAGCGCUCUCUGUUCCACGGGAUGCAGAUGGAGCCUGAAGAAGACCUGGAGAGGUUCCUGGGUCGCCUGCGAGCGCAGGUCGUGCGCUGCGGCUAUGCAGCCACUGAAGUGGACCGGGAGCUGCGCGAUCGGUGCGUGCUGGGGAGCCGAGCCGAUCUGCGGGCCAAGCUGGUAAAGCUGGCCGCCUCGAAGGGCGACGGUUUGACCCUGGCCGAGGUACGGCAGACGGCACGCGCGCACCGCGAUAUGGAGCAGCUCGGUGCUCAGCUGGGCGGCACGCGUCUGGCCGAGGCACCGGCAGCAAACGCCGAGGGAGCCGUCAAUGCCCGGCGGGUGCGGCUGGUGGCUGCGGAGGAGGAACAGACGGACGGCGACGGCGAAGCGUGGCUGGUGAGCUCAGUCGGCGGCGACGCGUGGCUGGUGAACUCAGUCGAAGCCAGCGCCGCGGAGCCGGAAAUGAAGACGGUGACGGUGAACGGCCAGCAGCUGGCCAUGGUCAUGGACACGGGGAGCCCGGUGUCGCUGGUGAGCGCGGAGACAGCGCGGCAGCGGGGGCUUCUGCAGCAGCUGGACCCGUGUGACCUGCGCCUGACCUCGUUCACAGGUCAGGCCAUUCCCUUGAGAGGGGAGGCGCUGGUAAGCGUCACGGCGUCAGGAAGACCCGCGACCCGUCUGCGGCUGGUGGUGACCGGGUUUGGACCCCACCGCCCGCUGAUGGGACGCGAGUGGCUGCAAGCGCUUGGUCUGAUGACGUCACCGGCUCGGGUAUGCCGCGUGCAGCCGGCGCGGACGCUCGAAGGCGUGCUGGAGAGGCACUCGGCGGUCUUCAACGAGGAGCUGGGACGCAUCCCGAUCAAGGUGGGACUGCGGCUGAAGUCGGACGCCAAGCCGGUGUACCGACGGGCGCGUCCGGUGCCGUUCGCCCUGCAGGAGGCGGUGGACCGCGAACUGGACCGUUGGGAGGAGCAAGGGAUCGCCGAGAAGGUGCCUCCUGGACACUUCUCCGGAUGGGGUACGCCGCUCGUACCCAUCCCCAAGAAGGACGGCGUGCGGCUGUGCGCGGACUAUCGGAUCACGGUGAACCCGCAGCUGCAGCCUCUGAAGUAUCCGAUGCGCACACCGGAGGAGCUAUUCGCCAGCAUCCGAGGGAAAAAGUUCUGCAAGCUGGACUGCAGGAACGCCUAUCUCCAGUGCGAGCUGGACGAAGAGAGCCGAGAGAUGACCACAGUGACCACACACCGUGGUGCGAUGCGGAUGAACCGUCUCCCGUACGGGAUCAGCACCUGUGGAGCGCAGUUCCAGGCGAUCAUGGACCAGGUGCUGGAUGGUCUUCCAGGAGUCGUCUGUUACCUGGACGACGUGCUGAUCGGCGCCGACAGCGACCGUGAGCUGAUGGACAGGCUGGACCGGGUGCUGGAGCGGCUGAAGGACAACGGCGUCCGCCUCAAGAAAGAAAAGUGCCAGUUCGGAGUCCGAGAAGUGGUGUAUCUCGGUUGGCGACUGUCUGAGGCGGGUCUGCGCCCAGUGCAAGAGAAGAUGGCGGCCGUCACAGCAGCACCUGACCCUCGGAACGUGCAGGAGCUGCGAUCUCUGAUCGGGUCAGUCAGCUAUUAUCAGCGGCUGCUGCCCAACCUGUCUACCGUGCUAGCGCCGCUCUACGCGCUACUGAAGACGGGCGUCAAAUGGGCAUGGACGGCGGAGUGCGCCGCGGCAGUGCGCCGUGUGAAGGACAUGCUGUCCACGGCGCCGGUCCUGAUGCGGUACGACCCCGUGCUGCCGCUGCGGCUCGUCACGGACGCCAGUGCGACAGGCGUCGGAGCGGCUCUGAUGCAAGUGACGCCCGAGGGGCUCGAGAGGCCGGUACAGUACGCCUCCCGAACGCUCACUCCAACGGAGAGGAAGUACGCCCAGGUGGAGAGGGAAGCCGCAGCCGUCUCGUUCGGAGUGCGGCGGUUCCACCAGUUCCUGUUUGGUCGGCCGUUCACCCUGGUGGUCGACAACAGGACGCUCUCCAGGAUCCUGAACCCGGACCGUGAGCUGCCCUCUCUGGCGGCGGCUCGCAUGCAAAGGUAUGCGCUGCAGCUCGCGGCGUACCAGUACAAGAUCGAGCUGCGCCGGACGGAGGACAUGAGGCUGGCGGACACGAUGUCCCGUCUGUCGGUGCCGGACGAGGCGGAGAACCGGCUGUCGGCAGAAGAGGAGGCGGCGUACGGCGGAGGCGGCGUAAUGUUCAUCGCCGAACAGGGGCCGUGUUUGACCGCGCAGCAGAUAGCAGUGGCCACGCGCCGAGACCCGGUGCUCGCCCGCGCUCUGGCGGCGGUGCGAUCGGGCUGGCCGGCGGUGGUGGACCCGGACCUGGCUCCCUUCAAGAAUCGCCGAGAGGAGCUGACGACCGAGGCCGACUGUCUGCUCUGGGGCGGCCGAGUCGUCAUCCCGAGCAACCUGCGCGACACCGUCAAGCGGGAGCUGCAUGAGGGUCACUUCGGCUGCACUCGCAUGAAGCAGCUGGCGAGGCGCUUUGUGUGGUGGCCGGGACUCGAUGCUGAGCUGGAGGCGCUGGCUCGCGGGUGUCAGGCGUGCGUCUCAAAGCGAGCUGAGCCGCCGCAGGCGACACGGCACCCGUGGGAGCCGACGGACGGCCCGUGGCAGCGGGUGCACGCCGACUUUGCUGGGCCGAUGCUGGGCCAUUCCUUUUUGAUAAUGGUCGACAGCUACACAAAAUGGAUCGAAGCUGUGCCGAUGAAGACGACGACGGCGGCCCGGACGGUGGCCGUGAUGCGCGAUAUUUUCGCCCGUCUGGGACUGCCAGUGCAACUGGUGACCGACAACGGCCCGCAGUUCGCCAGUCAGGAGUUCGCGGCGUUUGUGCGGUCAAACGGCAUUCGUCACACUCGUGUCGCGCCGCACCACCCCUCGUCAAACGGACUGGCGGAGAGAGCAGUCGGCACCGUCAAGAACGCGCUCCGAGUCUGCGCGGCGGCCGGUGGGGGAGUGGACCUCUCUCUGUCACGCGCGCUCCUGGCGUACAGAGUGACGCCCCACGCCGCGACUGGACGAACUCCCGCCGAGAUGCUGUUCGGGCGGAACCUACGCACUCGGAUGAACCUCAUGGUUCUGAGCGCCGAGACAGCUCUGCAGGCGGCUCGGGACCGGCAGCGUGAGACGGCCGGCGGACGGAGCAGGGAAUUCGCCGUGGGAGCUACAGUGUGGGUCCGCUCGUAUGACGGUCGUCAGAAGUGGGUCCGCGGCACGGUGGUCGCCCGCCCUGGUCCCGUGUCGUAUGAAGUGGAUGGCACCAUCAUAACGGGCACGCAGACGGCGCAGCGCCGACUCAUGUAUGUCACCCAGACACAGGAGCUGACAUCCACCCUUGUGGUCAUCUACGCCACUCACCUGACCGCUCAGCACCCAGCCGAACACAGUUCUCUGAGCCACCAUACCCUCUCGCAGUACUCGCGUCUCCCCACUUACCAGUUGCCAGAACUGAUCAACACCGACCAGAAUGUCGAUGUGCAGACUCUCACUCUCUAG
Messenger RNA from Amphibalanus amphitrite, 3804 nucleotides. RefSeq lists its product as uncharacterized. The transcript has 4 exons. Lineage: Eukaryota; Metazoa; Arthropoda; Thecostraca; Balanomorpha; Balanidae. Gene Ontology annotation, biological process: DNA integration. The record is from RefSeq and is a predicted model, not a curated record. Gene Ontology annotation, molecular function: nucleic acid binding. The coding region runs from base 1 to 3804 and encodes 1267 amino acids.